CUCUACGCAUCGUAAAAUCGCGAUACACUUCUUCGUUCGUUCGUUCGCUGGUUUGUCUGGUCGCAUUUUGCUUUUGCAGUCGCGCUGCGCUCUCUGGCAAGUGAAAGUUUUUUGCAUAACAUUGGCCGUUUCGUGUUAUUUCCGCAGUUUUCGUUGCAUUUUCCGUGUUUCGGUGGGUCCGGUCCCGGAGUGCAUGUUCCCGUGUUUCGUCGUAGUUUUGUGCGAUAGCCGUGCCCUUUUUGCAUUCGUCAUCGCUCAGUUCCUCCUCCCUCGAGCGGGAGCAGAAGGAGAAGGAAGUUCGGGGAACCAAUUAUAGCUGGAGUUCCAGGUUGUCCGGACCAAGAUAUGCUGUAAUCUCGAACGGAGCCGACCCAGAGCAUCAUGACGUGUAAAAUCGACUUCAGCGAGUGCCUCAAGGAUUCGCCCAAGUUCAGGCUACGCCUGGAACAGGAGGAAUCCGAGAUCGACCACCUGGAGCAGAAGCUUGAGAAGAUCAUCAAGAUGUGCAGCCUGGCGGUGGACAGCGGCAAGGAGUACAUCCGCAACCAGAGCGCGUUCGCCACCUCGCUGUGGGACCUGCAGAAGCACUUCCAGGACGACAAAUCGUCGACGAAUGCGUUGGCCAAGCUGAUCCACUGCUUGCAGGAGAUGAACAAGUUCCACACGACGCUGCUGGACCAGGCCAACAGGACGGUGUUGAAGAAUUUGACGAGCUUUUUGAAGAAGGACGUGAAGGAGGUCAAGGAUUACAAGCAGAUCUUUACCAAGGUGUCGGAGAAUAUGGACGUGGCGGUGUACAAGAACUCCCAGGUCAACAAGAACCGGCCGGUGGACAUUGUCGAGGCGGAAAAUUUGCUCUCUGCUACCAAGUCUUGCUUUAACCACGCAGCGCUGGAUUACGUGAAUUAUAUAACGAUGCUGCAGAACCGCAAGCGGCACGAGAUUCUGUCGACGCUGCUGAGUUACAUUCAGGCGUGCAGUACGUACUUCCACCAGGGUUCGGACUUGUGCGAGGACUUUGGUGAGUUUUUUAAGACGCUGGACGUGGAAAUUGGGAAUAUGCGCGGCGAGUACAACCUGCUGGACAAGCAGAUGCAGAAUCGCCACACGUGCGUCAACGAGCUGGCGGAUAACGGGGAGAAAUCGCUAGCGUCGCUGUCGAGCGGAGGAGGAACGCCGUCGCUAAUCUCGAAUGCUUCUGGGGGUGGUGGCGAACCGAGUUCCUCCCAGCAGCAGCCGUACACGAAUCGACCGCCGAACUACAUGGAGGGAUAUCUGUUUAAGCGAACCUCGAACGCGUUCAAGACGUGGAAUCGGCGCUGGUUCUGCAUGCGGGAUAACAAGCUGUUCUAUAGGAAGCGAACGGGCGAGGAGUUGCCCACCGUGAUGGAGGAGGAUUUGCGGCUGUGCACGGUUCGGCUGCUGGCCGACUCGGACCGGCGGUUCUGCUUUGAGGUCAUUUCACCCACCAAGUCACACAUCUUGCAGGCCGACUCGGAAGGUAUGUUGAAGGCGUGGUUCAAGGCGCUGCAGAAGGGCAUCGACUCGGCCAUUCAGCACCACAGUCCGUACAGCAACGAUAUGCGGGGCAUCGCGAGCCAGUCGCCGACGAACGAGAACGCUCCGGGCGGCAGCGGUGGUGAAUUUGGAGGGAUUGGCAGUGACGGACUGCAGCGUAACCCGCGGAAGCCGGUGAAGAAGAUCAAUUGGACCCAGAUCCUGCGCAUUCCGGGCAAUUCACGCUGUUGCGAUUGCGGUAAUUCGGAUCCCAAGUGGGCGUCGAUAAACCUCGGGAUAACGCUGUGCAUCGCGUGUUCCGGCGUGCAUCGGAGUCUGGGCGUGCACUACAGCAAGGUGCGCUCGCUCACGCUGGACGUCUGGGAGCCGGAGAUUCUGCGCGUGAUGAUCGAGCUGGGAAACGACGUGAUUAACCGGGUUUACGAGGCGAACACGGCCAAGGUGAACCGGUUCGAUCGGGCGACGGACAACUGCGAGAUAUCGAUCCGGGAGGCUUGGAUCAGGGCCAAGUACAUCGAGCGGAAAUUUGUGCUUCCUUUGGACAGUGCCAGCGGGCUGGGAAUGGAUCCGACGCCGACGAGCACUUCAUCGUCGACGUUGUCGUUCAAGAGUUUGGACAACGAUAGUUCGAAAUAUCCGGAAAAGUGGAGCAUCAAAAAGCUGCGCCGUAGAAGCUACCGGAAGUUGCUGCGCAAGAAGACAAUCGACGAGGAGGGCGAGGGUCCGUCCAGUGGCGGGAACACCGACACGGAUCCCGACGCCGACGAGAAAGAUGUAAAUUUGAACAUUCCAAAGAAGUUUAACGAUAUUCUGCUGAUUGGAGACAACAUCAUUGAAAAUAAUCACAAUUUGACGGAUGAAAACUUGCUGCUGCUAAACUCGGACCAGGAAUCGACCAGCGGCGAGGAGGACAACGGCAUCAUGGAGUGCGAAGAGUUUGAAAAGUUGAACCCAAACUACCUGCUGUUCAAGGCGGCCAGCGGCCACAACUUGCCAGUGAUGUGCCAGGCGAUGGCCCUCGGCGCGGACAAAAACUGGCGCAAUCCGGACGAGCACGACAGGACGGCCUUGCAUGCGGCAAUCCUGUCCGGUUCGGUAAUGUCCUGCGAGUUUCUCCUGCUCAACGGGUGCAACAUCAACGCCGUCGACCUGAACGGCUACACCGCGCUCUACCUAGCCACCGAAAACGGUUCCACGGCGCAAGUCUACCUGCUGCUCAAGCACAAGGCCAAAUACGACGUCGCCGCCACCAACGGAAAACUCCCAAUCGACAUCGCCGUAGACAAAACCGACGCCGACAUCGUAACCCUGCUGCGGUUGGCCCAACUCAACGACGAGAUCGGCCACGGCGAGGACGGCGAAAGCUACUCCGGCGGAGACUCGACGUACGCCGCGGUCAUGAACGACUUUUCGCACCUCACCUCCAACCAGCCGCAGCGGCUGCAGCGAAAUCGAAAUGCCACCACACCCACCGCCGACUCCAGCAUCAGCUCCAGUGCUUCCACCGUGGUCGUUACCGAUCUGGACGCGGUCGCUCCGGAAGUGCACGACGAGUAGAUGCAGGUAAGCGGGCGUGUACUUAUAGCAUUUAGUAUGAUGAUGAUUGGUUGAGCAUCGCGCGUGAUAGCAAACAACGAUAAAACUCUAAUUUAUUUGAAAAUUUUACGAAAGAUCUUCGAUUUCUCCACCACUUCUCCACUGUGGCAGUAUUGUGAAGCAUGCUUGCUUGUUUUCCUCCCUCACCUGUUAGCGCUUCCUUUCCAUGUCAUUCCAAUAGAUCGGUACCGCACCGAACAAAUCCUACCGCGUUUUGGUCAUCAAGCGAGAAAGAAUUUUAUUAGCCGUUAGUGUUUAUCGUGUUUAAAGUUUACCCAGGAAAAAAAAUAUCCAUAGCGUAUCGUAACAGUAGUCAUUAAAGUUGAACUUGAAUUUUAUUCGAAAAUAAAAAAAAAUCGCCGUUGAAUCUCUUUGAAAUUUUGCUAGAAAUUUGUUAGUGUUUGUUGCAGUUUGAAGCGGGAAGAAGGUUACAAAUACAUAUUCGUUGCUAGACUAAAGUUACUAGGACCGUUGAUUUUGACCGAAUAAAACACACUCUCACUUGAUAUAAGUUGAAACGACUUUCCAGCUGAGAGGAACGAGUAUGAACAAAGAAGAGAGCUAUACACUAAAAUAUAUAUACACACAUACAAACUACACACACCUUUAUCACUGACAAUGAAUAUAACAAUCCACAGAGUAAUCGAAAUAUACAACAAAACAAAGUAUACAGAAUAAAGAGAAACAGCUAAAACUACAA
Molecule: messenger RNA, 3814 nt
Organism: Culex pipiens pallens (northern house mosquito)
Lineage: Eukaryota; Metazoa; Arthropoda; Insecta; Diptera; Culicidae
Gene: CenB1A
Product: arf-GAP with coiled-coil, ANK repeat and PH domain-containing protein 2
Exons: 4
Coding region: 382-3075 (897 amino acids)
Cellular component (GO): cytoplasm
Molecular function (GO): GTPase activator activity; protein binding
Source: RefSeq, a predicted model, not a curated record